UGUGUGUAUGUGUGUGUGAGCGCGAGGGGCAGAGAGGAGUGUGUGUGUGUGUGUGUGUGUGUGUGUGUGUCAGGGUGAGAAUGUGAAUGCGGUCGAGAAAAGGUGGAAGAAGUGAAGGGAAUAAGGAGGAAGGAGGACAAAGUGUCGGGUACGUACUCUCACGUGAGGAGUAACACGUCCGAAACAUCCUCGUGCAAACUUGCUGAGAGUUGACCGGCGCGCGGACAGAGCUCGAGGUAUCAAAUGAAGUGUGACAGCCACAGCAACUGGUGAUGCCUACGACAGACUCCAGUCUCACAUCAAUGGAGGACCCCCAUGCACUGGAGGCUGAGGAGGGGAGCUCGACUAAUGUCCCCUCCUCAGUCCCUCCCACUACUGUCCCUUCUUCUCCUCCUGAACCGACCACUACGAGACCUAACAUCCCUAGCGAGACGGAGAUUGAGAACAAAGCCGUCUCCAUGGCAAGUAAUGACUGUAGCUCAGCUCUCUCCUCACCUGCUGAAGCCAGCCCAGCCAAGCCUGCUGCAGCGUCACCUAUGGCCUUUGAAGGGAGUGUUGAAACAAGCCCAGCUACCUCACACAUCACAUCAGCAUCAGACUCUCUAACAUGCACGGGGACAAGCCUUGUCAACAUACCAGAAUCACUACCGUCUUUAUCUGGGUUGCCAUCUAAAACGUUUGGCGGUCCAAACCCGGAAAAUGCUUUUCCUGCUGUGUUGACCUUCAAAGGUGUGAGUGUCACUCUGGAGAAUAACAGUGUGUGGAAGCAGUUCAACAGCUGUGGAACUGAGAUGAUUCUCACUAAACAGGGCCGCCGCAUGUUCCCGUACUGCAGGUAUCGCCUGGCUGGCCUAGAUCCUGAGCGGCAGUACAGUCUGGUCCUUUCCAUUGUUCCGUCAGACCAGUACAGGUACCGCUGGAGCACGACUAAAUGGGAGGUCAGUGGACGAGCAGAGCACCAGGCCCAGGGUCUGAUCCGGGCAUUCUCCCACCAUUACUCCCCCUGCCGAGGCUCAGACUGGAUGGGUAGCUUGGUGUCCUUUUACAAGCUCAAACUGACCAAUAAUGUCCAAGACCAGGAUGGUCAUAUAACCCUGAACUCCAUGCAUCGCUACAUUCCUAGACUACAUGUGAUACCUGUCCCAGAUGGGGUCGCACCCACACCUGACCAGCCCGUGGUGGUGGGACCAGAGUGCAUGACCUUCACUUUUCCACAAACUGAAUUCAUGGCUGUGACGACUUACCAGAACUUUCGGAUCACGCAGCUGAAAAUUAAUCACAAUCCGUUUGCAAAAGGCUUCAGGGAGGACGGGAACAACCCCCGUCUGAAGCGGGUCGCUACAGACGGGCAAGUUCUGGUGAAGACAGACGCUCAGCCGUCUAUUUUAAAACUUGCAGAGCUCAGUGAAAACAAGACAGAGGAAGCUGAUAAUCUGAGGUAA
Molecule: messenger RNA, 1442 nt
Organism: Epinephelus fuscoguttatus (brown-marbled grouper)
Lineage: Eukaryota; Metazoa; Chordata; Actinopteri; Perciformes; Serranidae
Product: T-box-containing protein TBX6L-like
Exons: 2
Coding region: 273-1442 (389 amino acids)
Biological process (GO): heart morphogenesis; positive regulation of DNA-templated transcription; cell fate specification
Cellular component (GO): nucleus
Molecular function (GO): RNA polymerase II cis-regulatory region sequence-specific DNA binding; DNA-binding transcription factor activity, RNA polymerase II-specific
Source: RefSeq, a predicted model, not a curated record